AUGCCUUCAAUAUCCGGCCAGUCCAUCCUCGUCAUCGGCGGCUCAUCUGGCAUUGGCUUCGCCGUCGCGAACCUCGCACUCCAGCAAGGCGCCUUCGUCUCGAUCGCCUCAUCAAACCCUACGCGCGUAGCCGACGCCGUCACCAGACUCCAAUCCUCGCACCCCUCCCUUCCAGAAACACAUAUAAAGGGAUUCACCAUCGACCUCCAAACAGCAACCGUGGAAACAGACCUCGAGGCCCUCCUUACAUCCGUAACAGCCACCUCGAAACUCAAACUAAACCACAUCAUCCUAACCGCCGGCCGCGCCUGCAUGCGCGCCCUCCCCGAUAUCGACCUGCGCUACAUCCAGAACGAACUCCACCUCCCCCUCAUCGUCCCGGCCCUCCUCGCAAAGCUCGCCCCGCGAUUCCUAAAACCUUCCUCCACAUCCAGCCUAACAUUCUGCGGCGGACGCCUCGGCACAAAACCCUCUUGCGGGUGGCCGAUGGGCGCGGCGUGUUCAGCGGGACUGGAUGGGCUGACGCGCGCGCUUGCGCUGGAUAUUGCGCCGCUGAGAGUCAACGUUGUACAUCCCGGCGCGACGGAGACGGAGCUCUGGGGGAGCCUUGAGGGGGCAGACCGCAGACGGACGAGGGAGUAUUUUGCCAAGACGAGUUUAUUGGGCAGGGUUGCGGGGCCGGAGGAUGUCGCUGAAGCGUUUGGGUAUCUGAUGCGGGAUGGGAAUGUUACGGGGGCGAGUGUGCAUUCUAGUGGUGGGGUGUUGCUGCAGUAA
Molecule: messenger RNA, 774 nt
Organism: Aspergillus calidoustus
Lineage: Eukaryota; Fungi; Ascomycota; Eurotiomycetes; Eurotiales; Aspergillaceae
Source: the annotation of a GenBank genome assembly